Aureobasidium pullulans EXF-150 is the source of this 1077-nucleotide messenger RNA. RefSeq names its product aromatic compound dioxygenase. Gene Ontology annotation, molecular function: oxidoreductase activity, acting on single donors with incorporation of molecular oxygen, incorporation of two atoms of oxygen; ferric iron binding. Bases 1 to 1077 code for a protein of 358 amino acids. The transcript has 4 exons. The record is from RefSeq and is a predicted model, not a curated record. NCBI's taxonomy places the organism in Eukaryota, Fungi, Ascomycota, Dothideomycetes, Dothideales, Saccotheciaceae.
AUGGUACACUUUUCCAAGCUCGUCAGCACAGUGGCUGCUGCUACCUUUGUUGCGCCCUCUUUGGCUCACCCAGGAGAGCAUCACGACCACCAUGCGGUCAAGCCUCGUCGCUCCAAGGUUGUUCGGGAACUUCGCGAGAGACGCCGUGUCACCUCUGCUCCUCAGAAGUUCAAGCGCGACCUCGCCACUCUCGAAAAGUUCGACGCCCUCGAUCACAACCGUACCGAUGUGCUUCAUUACGACAUGAACACUCCCGAACACAUCAUCUUCGGCGCCAAUACCAGCUGUGUCUUGAGCCCCGAAGUUACUGACGGUCCUUACUAUGUCACUGGAGAGCAAAUUCGCAGCAAUGUGAAAGAGGAGCUCUACUGUGAUGGCGUUGAUCUUUUCCUCGAAGUUCAAUACAUUGACAUCAACACUUGUCAGCCUGUCCCAGAUGUUUGGGUUGAUAUCUGGAAUGCCAACGCAACUGGUGUCUAUUCUGGUAUCUCGACAAGCGGCAACUAUGCAUCGGGCGGUUACAACUCGACUUAUCUUCGUGGUAUUCAGCCGACUGAUGGUGACGGUGUUGCUCACUUCGAGACCAUCUUCCCUGGUCAUUACGAUGGUCGCGCAACCCAUACCCACCUACUCUCUCACAUGAACGUCACUCGUUUCCGCAACAACACCAUCUCUGCCACAAACAACAUCACCCACAUCGGUCAACUCUUCUGGAACUCUGAGCUUCGCGAGGCUGUUGAAGAAGUCUACCCCUACAACACAAAUACUCAAGCUGUCACCAGCAACGCGGAUGACAUGUGGGACAUUGUCGCUGCAGGCACAACCUUUGAUCCCUUCCCGCAAUAUGUUUACCUGGGUGAUGAUCUCUCGGAUGGUCUCUUUGCUUGGAUUCAGAUUGGUAUCGACCCUACUGCAAACUACAUUGACGACGAGUACUACUCCGUCGCUGCUUACCUGGACGCCGAUGGUGGUCAUGCUUCUUCGAGCUCCUUUGUCGGCGGCGGCGGUGGCGAAGGCAUGGGCAAUGGUACUGCUCCUGGAAACGGCACCGCUCCAUCGAACUCCACCUCUGCUUGA